Messenger RNA from Aegilops tauschii subsp. strangulata, 952 nucleotides. RefSeq names its product heavy metal-associated isoprenylated plant protein 39. Gene Ontology annotation, molecular function: metal ion binding. The record is from RefSeq and is a predicted model, not a curated record. Lineage: Eukaryota; Viridiplantae; Streptophyta; Magnoliopsida; Poales; Poaceae.
CUUUCCCCCGCCAAUUCUCUGCCCCUUGCUGAUACGUGACGCUCGCCCGCCCCAGCCGUCGCUACAACCUUUAUUUACAGCUUCGCCUCGAGGCAUCUCUGCACCAUUGCUUUUUCUGCCAUUUUAACCCCGCGCACGCCUCCUCUUCACUCGUCUCGUUAUUCCCUCCUGUCCGUCCCGUUCCAGCUAUACGCACCCUCCCUGCCUGUCUGUACUGCGCCGCCGCCGGCCGGUCUGGUCCUCAGCUCGCAUCUCGGGGACAUGUCGAAGAAAAUUGUGGUGAAGCUGGAGGUGAACAGCGGCAAGGAUAAGCAGAAGGCCAUGAAGGCCGUGUCGGCGCUCGUCGGCAUAGACGCGCUGUCCGUGGACAUGGCCGCCCGCAAGAUGACGGUGAUCGGCAUGGUGGACCCGGUGGACGUGGUGAGCAAGCUGCGCAAGGCGUGGUCGGCGUCCAUCGACUCGGUCGGCCCGGCCAAGGAGCCCGAGAAGGAGGGCGAGAAGAAGGACGGGGACGGCAAGAAAGACGGCGCCGACGCCAAGAAGGAAGGCGAGGGGGAGAAGAAGGACGGCGACGGCAAGGACGGGGCCAAGAAGGACGACGGCGAGGCGAAGCCGCCGCAGCCGACGGAGGAGCAGCUCAUGGCCGAGCUCAUGAACCAGUACAGAUCGGCCUAUUCGGCUUACCACAACCCCUACAUGAACAGCCACUACGUGGUGCAGAGCAUGGAGGAGAACCCCAACUCCUGCGCCAUCUGCUAAGAACGCGACCGCUGCGUGAUGUGAUUGUGCCAGAGUACGUGUGGUACAAAGACGCUACCUGCUCUCUUCUGGCGUGUAUGCCGUUUCUGUGCAGAAUGCAGUUAUGGGCAGGGAGGGCAUUCACGUGGAAAACUUUGCUGUAUGGGACAAUUAUACCUGUAAUGACUUGUGACGGCAAUUUUGUUUUUUAAUA